UUUAGAAUGCUGCAUUGAAAAUUUCCUUUUAUGUUCAUUGCUUACUGCGUAAGUGAAGAAGUGCGUAAAUUUUCCUCCCCUUAUCAUCUCCUUUACUCUUUUAUUGAGGCUCGCCCAAUUUGCUCAUUUGAAGAUACAAUUUUGUAAAUAAUCGUGUUGCUAAAAUAUACCUAUCACUUUAUCAGUGUGUCCUGUUACCCUCUGAAAGUAUUGUGUAAGAAUUCAGCUGUCAUCAGUGUAUUCUGUUUACCACAUACCAUUAUGAUUCCAGAUAAUCAGGCAGACCUAUCAAACUCCUCUCAUUGUUGAGUGCUUGACCUGUUUCAAAAUUAGCCGAUUCCUCUUUGCUCUCGAGUAUUUCAGAAUGACAAAUAUUUUUGCCAAUAGAAAACGACUUCGUGAAAAUGAAGAUGAAGAUAAACCGGAUUGUAUUCCUCUCUCUAAGCGAAUCAAUAACCUCCAUAUCGAUGCGGGUACCAGUUACAAUGGUCUUUCCAUGAUGCCACUUUGUAAACACUCUUGCUCUAGUCAGGUUGAUUCAUACUCGCCUAUGAAACAGGAAGCCACAGCAUACAAUGACUGUGUAUCGUUGUCUAUAAGUAAUUGUAAUGGCUCAUCGAGAUCAAAUGAGAGUGCUGCUCCGCAGUUCUCAUACAAUCCAGAUCUCUCGGCUUCAGACAACCCCCACUACUAUGAACCAAAUAGAUUGUUGUAUAAUUUGUAUAUCGAGAGGGUGCAAAGGAGUAAUGGCGCAGCCAUGCAUGUACCGUACUGAGGUGCCUUGAGACUGAUUAGCCCUAAGGCCAAAUGCUGUUAUGAUAAGGUGAUUUUGGCCUUACUGAAGAGCUAGAUCGUUUGAAUAAAACUACAAAAUACUGACCAAUCAGUGAUUUCAUGCUGGACUUGCGGGAGAGUUGGAUUGUUCCGAAGUUUUCAAUUAUCUCAACUACAAACGCCCAUCAUUAUUCAUGCCUUUGUCAUUGGUGGGCUUGUGAGACUUCAGAGAGCACUGUUUCAGGAGAGUGGAAUAUUCUCAUACUUCCUCAGGCAUCUCCAUAAUUUAAAGGAAUCUUCAGUUUAUUUUCUGAGGCGCAGUUCUGCCACCAACAAAAUUUGAAUCUUUCUUGACUCAAAAGUCUAGUUGACUAUUAAUCUCGGCUGAAAUAUAGCAAGUUGCAAUAUUGCUGUACAUGUUAAAUUCUCUCAUAAAAAUUAAUAAUAAUACCAAAAAUUUCCUUCUCUGCUUUUAUGUGCCUGCUCAGCUAUGAUGUCAUAUAAAAUUUAAUUCCAAAGUUUAAAAACAAAUUUCAAGUCCUUACUGAGUCUGCCUUUAUAUUCCUUCAGCCCCCAUAUAUUUUUAUUCAUCUAGCUUAGUGUGUGAUGAAACAUUUUGACGGUGAAACUCCCAAACCUUGUAUCUUGGUUUGCGACAUCGUAGACUUCCCAUUAUGUUUUACUUUUUAAAAACAGAACUACUCAACGUCAAUUCUAAUAUACCAUCUUGAUAUUUCUUCUCUGUGUGAAGCGAAUUGUGAAAAAAACUUCAAAGAACGAAGUUUAUUUGUUCACCUUUAUAAAAAUAAAAUUGGAGUAAAGAUCUUAAACAUUGCAAAAGAGAUACGUGUUAUGGGAGUUUUGUCAACGAUUUUCUGCUCAUGUGGAAUUUACUGUGUCAACAGCAUCUAAACUAACGGAAAGUUUUAAAUUUAACUUUUGAAGUUUCACUCGGAAAAUGCUUACAGGCUUCCCUUGACAAAAACUAGGUUUUUGUGGAGUCGCUGCAGUAUCAAAGUGCAUAUUUUUAUGCCGUAAAUUUGUUCUUGAGGGUGGUAUAGAAGCAUAUUACAUGAGGCAGAUAUUUGACAAAUGAUUAUACAGCUAAUAAAAAAAUGAGUUUCUAUGAAUCUACUAAGAAAACUGAAGUGAACAGAAAAUGCACUUAUUCCUAUUUUUGUAUAGAAAAUCAAUUCUCCUUGUACCUCUAAAGUUUCACAGCAAAACUCUAAUUUAUUGAUUGAUUUUGUCCAAUCCGUACAAUUCCUUUGAAGCUGGAUGAUUAGUAUCCUAUACUCUCAGGAUCUAAAGCAAUUAAAACGGGUGAUGAUUGUGAUUUUAUCUUCCUCUCGUCCUUAAAAUAAAUUUGGCUGUCCAUACCCACUGUAUUCUUUGGACCCAUCUAAAAGACGAGCAUGACCUGUGCUUUUAUUUUGCCUUUGCUGUUUUUGUCUUUGACCUCUGAAGUCCACCACCUGCCUCUGACUCUGAGCCUUCAUUGUUCAGUACCUGUAAUUGGCUUAAUUAUCUUAGAAGUGCUUUUGUUUAAGUUUAUCUUUGUUUUUAGUCUGUAUUGACGUUUCAAUUUACCAUGGAAAUCAUUAUUCUAGAAAUUUCAAGCAUAAUGUCAGGUUUUUUGCAAAUACUGCAAAUCUGCAGUCAAUCAUUUAAUCUUAUCUCCCUAAUACUGUGUCUAUUAGCAUUGCAAACCAGAAUACUAAAAAAUGUUUAGACAUGAAAAGAAUAUCAUUCCACUAAUCUGUUCUCUAAUUUUCACUCCUGGCAAAUUAUGCCAAAAAUGUUUUUUUUUUGUUGAGUUUAAAUCCAGCAAAAAAUUAUUGUCUAAGUUCCUGGACUGCAAAAUCAUGAGUAUUUGAGUGCAUGCAAGGUAAUUCUAAAAUAAUUAUCUUUCAAUGCGAUGAAUCAUCCAACGAUUGGAUGACAGUUUACAUGGGACCGUACAUUUGAUCGCUUGCGCUUUUUGUUUUAAUUUUAAGGUAGAUAGGGCCUUUUUUGGGAAGGAGUUGAAAUCGUUGAAUGGGCAUGAAAUACUUCUAUUUUUGAGUGUAAAGUUUAUGUUCUUCCAUAUCUUUUUUUGGUGUAAUUUAAUGAUAGAGUAGUUUCAGAGUAGUUUCAAGAUAUUUUAUUCACAGGGUUUUCUGGUGGUCUGAAAAUAAUUGAAUAUCAGGGAAUUUACAGUGACCCAGAAAAGUCAGAAAACUCACAGAAAUGUCAGGAAAUUUUUCGAGUAGUGUGUCGGCUCAGCAGCUUAAUUAAAAGAAAACAAAUCGAAGUGCACAUUUUGUUCAAAGGUUAAGAAAUUCGGAAAUUUCGGAGUCCCGAAAAAAUAAACAAAGUUAAGGCAUUGAAAACGAUGAUAUUAUGGAAACCCUGAUUGAUCAAAGCUCUGAUUUUCUCCGGUUGCUUCAUGUGUAAAAUCUGUUACCAACAAAAGAAGAAAUCAAAUUUGCUACACCAUGUGUUGUUUGUUUUGAUGUCAAAGUAUUUUUCUCUUGUGACACCAUCAGGUGGUCCCCAUCAAUUAGAAAAAAAUGAAGAAAAACAGCCCAUUCUAGAUUGUCCUCUUAUUCAGUACACUAUUAAACUAACUGGCACUGUCAGUUGGAUGAUCUGUCGCAUGGUGCAAAACUUGACUUCUCCGAAUCAAACUAAAAUUCUCAACAGUUGGAACAUUCAAGUUAGCUGUAUCAUCUAAAAGUAUUUCCUUUGACAGACAGAAGAGAGAAAAAAAAAUAGAACCCUUACUUCAGUUAAAAAUUGUGGUUACAGAGUCAGUAGUGCAACUUUGUAUGAUGCGAAAGAUCUGUUUUUUCUUUAUUUCUCAUUAAUUUAUUGUCAAUAUCGUAUCAAAGUUGCGUACUUUGUCUAAGUAGCAAACACCAUAUUUCGUAUCCCUAGUUUUAAAAUAGUCACAAAAGGAAUGAAAUAAAAAUUAAUUAUGAAAGCAAAAACCAGACAUUUCUGAAAAGACUCACUUCUAAAAUGCUCGUGGUUUCUCUUUUCAUCAUUUCUACUUCUUCUUCUGUUAAUGAGUUGUUUUGAUAAGUAGUCCAUAAAAACUUUCGGAUAAUUAAAGGACCACUUAAAAAGUAUUUAUCUUUCCUCCCCUCAGAAAUAAUUUUCCUUCUUUCAAAUUGGUUUAUGUUAGUGUGUUGCUCUUCAUUAUUUAACUUUAAUGAUAAUGAUGUAAAUAGUAGGUACUUUGUUCUUUCAAUUAUUAUGAUUUUAUCAAUGUUUAUUGUUUUCCAAUUUAAAUUUUAAUUUUAGAAUCAUAGAAGAAAGUACUGGGAUGUUCAGAUGUUUGCAGAAAUACAUUUGUGCAGGAAAAAAGAAGAAGAAAAAAGAAAAAACAUCAUUCAUACAUAUUGGACUUUUACUUAGUUGUAUGUAUUUAAUACACUUAAAAGAAGUGAGACUUCAUCGCUAAAAAGCUUGAUCAUCUGAUAAUUCAUUUCCGUCUAAAUUAUGAGUGAACGGUUCUGUUGAAAAUUGUAAAUUAAUGCUGGUCGUAACCUCUUUUUCCCUGUAAUUCAGCUCCAGACUUUCAUCCCUUCAAAUGUUUUUUAAACGAAAAAUUUAAGUAACAAGAACAAGUUAAUUUUGUACUCCUUGGCAGCCCCUUAUGCUAAUGAUAAAUUUACUGAGUUAUACGAUCUUGUUUUCUAUAAAUUUAGGAGUUAACCCAUUGAUCAGCCAUCAAUACUAAUCUGUUUUAGUUAAAAUUAAACCAAAAGUUCAUUUGAGGUGGGUCAAAAAAUAUCUUGUAUGGGAACUGAUAACUGAAGUAUUUUUUGAAAAGCAUCAGUUGAGGAUUUGCUGAAACUAGUUCUUAUCGGUAUCUAAAGAUUUUUUUUUAACAUUUAACUUUCUUUGAGAAACAGGUUGUCAACUAAGUCAUUAACUUUGACGUGCCAUGCAACCGGCAAAAAUUGGCACCCCAAUCACCAACUUUUGACGAUAGAUUGCCAAGUCUUGCUGGUUGCUCUGAGCGCCAAAAAUUAAUGAUUUCUGACAGCCGUUUUCUCAAUGUUUGUUACCUACCUCUAAUAAUUCUUAAAUUGUAUAACAUAAUAUGUACCUCUCUUUUCAGACAUUUUCUUUUUUGAUCCAAAAGCUCAAGACUAUGUUAUUGUUGAUGUAUAUUUUGAUAAUCUCAGAUCACACUGCUUUGUAAGGCGGCUGAGAACUGUACUGUUUUUUUCUUUCUCUGAAAGUCUUUAACGAUGAACAUCUUUGACUUUAAAACUAGAGCUAGUCAGGUACUUUUUUCUUUAGAUUUUUGACCACUUGAAAAGGAAGAAGCAAGAUCUUGGUAUAUUAGUGCCCAGAUCUCUGCAAUUAUUAUUAUACUUAUCCUUUUUUGUUCAUUUCCGUAGUGUAGUCAUUUUUGUAAUACUAAAAGAUUCUCUGUUAAACCCCUCAUUAAAGUUAAGUGAUUCUUUUAAAGGA
Messenger RNA from Bemisia tabaci, 5244 nucleotides. RefSeq lists its product as uncharacterized. NCBI's taxonomy places the organism in Eukaryota, Metazoa, Arthropoda, Insecta, Hemiptera, Aleyrodidae. The record is from RefSeq and is a predicted model, not a curated record.